Orcinus orca (killer whale) is the source of this 286-nucleotide messenger RNA. RefSeq names its product COMM domain-containing protein 6-like. Gene Ontology annotation, molecular function: NF-kappaB binding. Lineage: Eukaryota; Metazoa; Chordata; Mammalia; Artiodactyla; Delphinidae. The record is from RefSeq and is a predicted model, not a curated record.
UGAGUGGGUGGUGGGAUUCCAGGGCGCUGCUAUGGAGGGGUGUAGUGAGCCACAGCUGGAUGCUAAGGCCAAGGUCACCAACUAGCUCAUAGAUUUUCAGUGGAAGCUGGGUAUGGCUGUGCGCUCAGACAGCUGCAGAUCACUUAAGUAUCCUUAUGUUGCAGUGAUGCUCAAAGUGGCAGAUCAUUCAGGCCAAGUAAAGAACAAGUCCUUCGAAAUGACAAUUCCACAGUUUCAGAAUUUUAGACAGUUCAAGGAAAUUGCUGCAAUUAUUGAAACUGUGUGA